Anneissia japonica is the source of this 5957-nucleotide messenger RNA. RefSeq names its product serine/threonine-protein kinase TAO1-like. Gene Ontology annotation, biological process: protein phosphorylation. NCBI's taxonomy places the organism in Eukaryota, Metazoa, Echinodermata, Crinoidea, Comatulida, Comatulidae. Gene Ontology annotation, molecular function: ATP binding; protein kinase activity. The record is from RefSeq and is a predicted model, not a curated record.
UGUACACGCCAUGUUUUUGUGAGAAUUUUGUUCGUGUUUUUCGAUGGGUGUGGGGUUGAAAAUCAAGCCUUAUUGUUGUACAUUUUAAUAAUUAUGAUGGUCUAGUGUAAACAGAAAUUAUUAUAUUGACUGAGUUAUCAGUUUCCAUACCUUGCAUGUGACAUACUGUAAGCACAAGAGAACAGCUAACAGGAAAUAUAUAUUUGUCUAAGGCAGUGGCUUACCAAACAUCCUUAUUACACUAGAUCCCAAUGUUGGUGUGGUAGGAGCUAUACGAACUCUAUCAAAAUGCCAUUACCUAGUAGUGUUGCAAAUAUCAAGGAUCCAGAAAUUUCCUCACUUUUCUCCAACGAGGAUCCUGAGAAACUAUUUGAUGAACUUAGAGAGAUUGGUCAUGGAAGCUUUGGUGCUGUUUAUUAUGCACGCAAUGUCAAAACCAAUGAAGUUGUUGCCAUCAAAAAGAUGUCGUACAAUGGAAAGAAUUCCACAGAGAAAUGGCAAGAUAUAAUUAAGGAAGUGACGUUCCUACGGCAACUGAAACACAAUCACUGUAUCGAGUACAAAGGAUGUUAUCUACGUGAACAUACAGCUUGGCUUUCCAUGGAAUACUGCUUAGGCUCAGCUUCUGAUAUUUUAGAAGUUCAUAGAAUGCCCCUUCAAGAAGAUGAGAUCGCAGCAAUAGCCGAGGAUGCACUUAAAGGAUUAUCCCAUCUUCAUAGGCAUAACAAGAUACAUAGAGAUGUAAAGGCAGGCAAUAUAUUAUUAACAGAUAAUGGAACUGUCAAGUUAGCUGAUUUUGGCUCUGCGUCAUUUGUAUCCCCAGCCAACUCAUUUGUAGGGACACCGUACUGGAUGGCUCCGGAGGUUAUUUUAGCAAUGGAUGAGGGGCAAUAUGAGGGCAAGGUUGACAUUUGGUCUUUAGGAAUAACAUGUAUUGAACUUGCGGAGCGCAAGCCACCACUAUUCAACAUGAACGCUAUGAGUGCAUUAUACCACAUAGCGCAGAAUGACCCACCAACGCUUAGCUCUGAAACCUGGUCACAUGAAUUUAGGAAUUUUGUUGAAAGGUGUCUUGCAAAAGAUCCUGAGCAAAGGCCAUCUGCAGAGCAAUUACUAAGGCAUCCUUUUAUUAUUAGAGAUAGAAAUAACAAUGUUAUAUGUGAACUGAUUGAAAGAACGAAAACAGCCGUACGCGAAUCAGAUAAUCUCAACUACAGAAAAAUGUUGAAGUUAGUGAUGACACCGAGUAUAGCGCCCUCUCCGAAGGAUGAGAACAGUGAAGAGGAGUCAGAUAGUCAAGAGGAGGCUCCCCAGACGGGUAGUGUGAGUAGUCAGCAGAGUUUACCAGAGAGUUUUAAGAACAGCAGUAAGAAUAGCAGUGUCACAAGUAUUCCAGGGGAACCAGCCCCAGAAGAGCCUAUGCCUCCUACCGUACAGCCAACGAUGAACACGUCUAAUUCAACAAAUAAUGUAGCAAAAUCUAAACAUCUAGAACGUGAUGAACAUUUCAAGACAAUCCGUACAACCACACUCGUUAACAAGCAAGCUAACGAGCAUAAACAAAAUGAAUUACGGGUUCAAUUCCAAGGCUACAAGGAGUUGCGCAAACAGCACCGUAAGCAGCUGCAGAUGUUGGAAUCGCGUCUUCGUCAGGAGAUGUCUGAACUGAAGCAAAGACUGGAUAAGGAAUUUGAGCAGUUUAUCCAAUGCAAUGCUAAAGAUAUGGAAAAACUCAUGUCAAAACAUACUUCAGAUAAAGAUAGGAAGAAUAUGGACAACACACCCAAGCGUGAACUGGAAGCGAAGUUACGUGAUCAUAAAGAAAAGUUGUUAAGUGAACAAAAGGAAGCAGAGGGGUGUUUACUGGAACAGCAGAAACAGGCACAGAGAUUAGAAUUGCGCAUGUAUCAAAGACGACAGCUCCGGAUAAGACACACAUUAGAACAAGAUCAGCUACGUGAGGAGUUAAACAAGAAGCAAGUUGUUCAAGAGAUGGAGCAUGUUAUGUUACAGCGUCACCAUGAGUUGACACAGGACCUUGAAUAUCGUCACAUUCAUCACAUUCAAAGUUUACGAACAGAACAGAUGCAAAAACAAUUCCAUACAGAAUUGACGAAUCAACAUGAAUAUGAACGUCAAGCUGAGAGGGAAUUGAGGAAAAAGCAUGGAAUGGAGAUGAAACAACAACCCAAGAACCUCAAGGCAAAAGAGCAAUCUAUAAAAAAGCAAUUUCAUGAAGCGUGUAAAACUCAGUCAAAGCAGUACAAGGCAUUAAGGGGGCAAACACUAGCAAAUACUCCGAAAGAACAACAGAAAGCGGUUGAAAAGAAAUUAAAGGAAGAAGAGAGAAGAAAAAUGGCAAUCUUAGGAGACCAGUAUAGUCAGAGUAUAGCUGAAAUGCUUCAAUCUCAAUCAUUAAAAUUAGAUGAGAGCCAGGAGCGAGAAGCACAAGACUUGAAGCAAGAUUUACAAAAGGAACUGGAGUUACUAAGUGCAUACCAAAGCAAGACCAGAAAACAACUGGAAACUCAACAUGCUAAGGAACUCCAUGAGCUAGAAGAGAAGGUUUCCCUCAGGAGAGUUAUGCUUCAACAGAGGAUUGAAGAAGAAACGGUUCGAUUACAGGCAGAUAAAUCGGAGCGUAUUAGAAGGCGUUUGGAAGCUCAAGGCAGUGAAAUGACAAUGUUUGAUGAAGAGAGUUUGCGAUUAGGAUUCAGUGCCAUGUCUGUGGAAGAAAUGAAAAGCCAGGAUGGAACAACAGACGGAGUGAAACCUUCCCCCUCCAGGAACAGUAUGCAGUGGUUGGACAGUUCGUAUUCAGCAAACAGUCUCAAUACAGCUCUUUUGUAGCCUCAGUCACAUUUUGUUGCGCAAUCAUUCUUCCCUUAAUGAAGUUAUCUGAGGUCAUCAACCUGCAAACCAAUGUGGAGUCGUCUGCCAACUUGUGUUGAGUUGUCCACUAAAAGUGUGGCGUCACCCACCAAAUUGUGUAGUGUCGUCCGCUAACUUGGUUGCCGUCAUCCGCUAAUCAGUAAGCUCAGGUUUAGCUGUGUUGUAAUCAGAAGCGGUUGGUGUUGUAUGAGAUGUGAUUAGACGGAGUUGACAUUUCUUAUCUAGUUAUUUAUCAAACAUGAAGCCACUCUAUGUACUGUAUUUGUAUUGCAUGUGGUUUUCUUUAGUCUUCAAAAGAAAAUAUACCCAGAAUUUUAGCUGCCAAUUUUCAAAUUGCUCUAACGAUAUCCGGUGUAUUAGUUCUAAUCCUUUAAAAAAAAUUUACCAAUUAAACAUUUAAAUCUGAAAUGCUUCUAUUAACAAAAAUCCCUUGCUGUGUGUACAUUGUAUGUAAUGAUAGACAAAGUUAAAGCUACAUUUCAAAGAUACUACCUUCCUUACACUACAGUAUCUUUCAUCACCUAAACUUAGCAAUUAAUCCAUAAACUUAAAGGAUAAACUGAGCAGAUAAUCCGCAAGUUGAUGAGAAAAAUAGCAAUUAAUCCAUAAAUUUAAUGAUAAACUUAGUAAUUAAUCCAUAAGUUUAAGGAUAAACUUAGCAAUUAAUCUGUAAGUUUAAGGAUAAACUUAGCAAUUAAUCCAUAAGUUUAAGGAUAAACUUAGCAAUUAAUCCAUAAGCUUAAAGGAUAAAUAAUUUUUAUUGAUCCCAAUUCUGUAGGAGAGCUGUAUAAAUUCUACUAAUAAGUAUAAUAUGUGGAUGUUGUUAUUAAUCCCUGUUAUUUAUUGGAGUCCACAUUAAGCAAAUUGUGUCUUCCACAUAAGAUAUUUACUGGUGUGGACUUAAGUUUACCAUAUUUCUGGAUAGUUUCAUUGCUGGAUUAUCUUAAUACCAGAUAAUCCUAUUUGAUUUUAAUGUGUUUUUAUAGCGCAUAGUAAUAACGUAAUAUCUAUGCGCUUGAGUGAAACUAACAACAAUGAUAAUAAAGAUUUUCAACAAAAAUAUAAUAAAAUUCUUAAUUUUAUCAUAAAAAACUAAUAUAUUACUUUAACUAAACGUGUCAACAGUUGCCUACCAGGAGCUUAUUUAUCCUUUGCUCAUUUAUUAUUUUUCUUGCUGCUUGGUGACCAUCUCCCCCUCCCCUCGCUGCUAAGAUCACUAAAUGAGAUUGCCAGUAAUAGUUAAUAACAGAUUAACCAAUACUCAAUAAUCCUGUUGCUGAAUUAACUUUCUACCAGAUAAUCCUAAUACUGGAUAAUCCUAAUACAGGAUAAUCCUAAAACUGGAUAAUUAUAUUACCAGAUAAUCCCAUGCUGGAUAAUCCUAAUGCUGGAUCACCCACUACCAGAUACUUGCUUAAUUCUCCUUCGACUGAAUAUCCUAGUUCUAACUAAUAUUACAGGAAUACUACCAAAUAGAUCUAGUAUAUAUUCUGGAUGUUAAGUCUAAUCCUUUUGAACUUUCAAACUUAUUUAAUAAUUAAAGUGAUUUAAAAAAUAUCCAACAUAAUUCAAAGAGAGCAAUUACUCAUUAAUAAUGAUAUUUGUAAUGAUACAGGCAAAGCUUUGUCCAAAUUUAGUACCACAUUUUAUGGGACAUACAUGUAUUAUGAUAAUUAUUAUCAUGCCCAUAUAAUGGGCAUAUCACAGAUACUUGUCACUGAAAGUUUGAUUGUGUUGACUUAAGUAUAUUUUAGAUACAGUACAAUAAACAGAGAACAACCUGCACAUAUUUUGUUUUAGCUGAAAUACUAUAAUAUUUUCCUAUUGGGCAAUUUAUCACUUAAUGGGUUUUCAUAGUUAACCCACCUGACAAAUUCCUAACCAUACCUGUAUGUGCAGUGUGUUUUGAAAAGUGUUAACAAUAAUCAGUAUGAAACAGGGGACAAGUGUUUGAAUUUAUAAUUAUUACUACUAGCACAAAAGUAUUGAUGCCCCUGUAUGGUUUAUGGACUUUGUUUAAAAAAUGUGGAUUGGUUGUGUAGAAUACAAUAUAAUGUCCUACAUGCACUGAUACUUGAGAUUUGAAACCUAUAUAUAGGCUCCUAUCUAUAGCUAAUGUCCACACUGCCAACUUAAAAAAGCUGCUGGUCCAUGCAAGCUUGACCACUAGCAGUCAAACAAUGACCACUUGUUUUUAUUUUCAUGACUACUGAACUUUUCUGCUUGAAUACUGGCAUUCAUAUGAUUGCUUGCCUAUUGUGUCUGACCAAUAUUUUACACAAAAUGGCCACUUGUUUUUACAUCCAUAACUACUGAACUAUUCUGCUUGGUUAAUGGCCAAAGGUUGUCAUUUAUUGUUAACCUCCAUGACAACUGGACUAUUCCAUUUUCCAUUCUUAAGUAACAGGAGUGCUACAUACCUCUGUAUCCUAGUGAAAAUAUAGACUUGAUUGUUGUACUCAGGUGGUGCUUAUUCAUUGGAGGACAGUUGUGGCGUGUGUCCCAAAUGAGGUUCUACGCUGCAGCCUUCCUGGAUUACAUGAAGGAAGGUGAAGGGCUAGAAUUAAUGGGAACAUUCACAACCGAAUUUUGAAAUGUACAUAUAAAACAGAGAGUGUAUUGAGUUCAACAUAGCGUUGGUGUAGUACAAACCAUGUUCUGAAUCAGAAAAUGCCUUAGUUUUGAACAGAGGAAAAUAUGAAUGUGAUUGAAAAAAACAAGUUACCUUCCAUCAUUGUCUGUGGCUGCUUGGCACUUUAUACUCAUUAUAUUAAACCUUCCAUAAUUCAACAUUCUAAUUAAAAUUAAUUUACUAGCUCCUAUUUUACCAUUUCUAAUUGUAGACUCAAAACAUAUUUCCCUUUUCUUUCUAUUGAGCUAGUCAGAAAAAUUAUGUCUAACUUUAUAUACUCAUCAUGUGUGAUGUCAUUAUGACUAUAUUUAGGCACGUGAUGUUUUUGUCAAAUAAGAUUUGAUAGCUCUGACAGGGCUUUGUAUUUGGAGCAGGUUGACCCGUUUGUGUGAAUGUGGCUUAGGAUGUUUUAAAUUGAGGGAGAAAAAAAAAA